AGCUGAAUAACAGCUCCAGGACCACGUGUACGCAACACAGGAAUAAAAUGCCGGUAACCAGGACCGCAGGCGCUGCCCGUGGUCACAUGACCAAGCAGCUUCCGGUUUCGUCCCCCACUCCACCCCCAAGGCUCUGAAGUCUCCUGUUCCUGGGCUCCGGCCGACCGCGCUGAAAGGUUUUGCGGAUCCCCUGGCGCGGAGGCUGCUGUGAUCUGAGAGCGGCUGCGAGCGCAUGGAGGGGACCCCGCCAGGGGCGGCGCCCUCCUCGGCGCUGGCCGCCGUGCUCAAGCACAGCUCGGCGUUGCCGCCCGAGAGCGCCCAGGUCCAAGGUUACGACUUCAACCGCGGCGUAGAUUACCACGCGCUUCUGGAAGCCUACCGCACCACCGGCUUCCAGGCUACCAACUUCGGACGCGCGGUGCAGCAAGUCAACGCCAUGAUUGAGAAGAAGCUGGAGCCACUGGCAGUAGAUGAAGAUCAUCACGAAGACCUGACUCAGAGCCGCCGCCCACUCACAGGCUGCACCAUUUUCUUGGGCUAUACUUCCAACCUCAUCAGUUCAGGCCUCCGUGAGACCAUUCGAUACCUCGUGCAGCACAACAUGGUGGAUGUGCUGGUGACCACGGCUGGAGGUGUGGAGGAAGACCUCAUUAAGUGCCUGGCACCCACAUAUCUUGGCGAGUUCAGCCUCAGGGGGAAGGAGCUCCGGGAGAACGGGAUCAACAGGAUUGGAAACCUGCUGGUGCCAAAUGACAAUUACUGCAAGUUUGAGGACUGGCUCAUGCCCAUUCUGGACCAGAUGGUGCUGGAGCAGAACACAGAGGGUGUGAAGUGGACUCCUUCCAAGAUGAUCUCCCGGCUCGGGAAGGAGAUCAACAACCCAGAGUCUGUGUAUUACUGGGCCCAUAAGAACCACAUCCCUGUGCUGAGCCCUGCACUCACAGACGGCUCGCUGGGUGACAUGAUCUUCUUCCAUUCCUAUAAAAACCCAGGCUUGGUCCUGGACAUCAUUGAAGACUUGCGGCUCAUCAACAUGCAGGCCAUUUUUGCCAAGUGCUCUGGGAUGAUCAUCCUGGGUGGAGGUAUGGUCAAGCACCACAUCGCCAAUGCUAACCUCAUGCGGAAUGGAGCUGACUACGCUGUUUAUAUCAACACAGCCCAGGAGUUUGAUGGUUCAGACUCGGGAGCCCGGCCAGAUGAGGCUGUCUCUUGGGGCAAGAUCCGGAUGGAUGCACAGCCAGUAAAGGUCUAUGCUGAUGCUUCUCUGGUUUUCCCCUUGCUGGUGGCUGAGACAUUCGCCCAAAAGGCAGAUGCCUUCAGAGCUGAGAAGAAUGAGGACUAAGAAGAUUGGUAAAGACUGAGGCUUUUUGCCACACCUUUAUUUAUUAGUUUAUAUACCAGCCUCUCCCUGGGCCCACUCCUUGGUCAGCAGCAUCUCUAGAAUAAAUGGUAUUCUUGUUGGGU
Mastomys coucha (southern multimammate mouse) is the source of this 1464-nucleotide messenger RNA. It is a transcript of the gene Dhps, whose product is annotated as deoxyhypusine synthase. The transcript is spliced from 9 exons. The record is from RefSeq and is a predicted model, not a curated record. The coding region runs from base 233 to 1342 and encodes 369 amino acids. Lineage: Eukaryota; Metazoa; Chordata; Mammalia; Rodentia; Muridae. Gene Ontology annotation, molecular function: deoxyhypusine synthase activity. Gene Ontology annotation, cellular component: cytoplasm. Gene Ontology annotation, biological process: peptidyl-hypusine biosynthetic process.